Molecule: messenger RNA, 683 nt
Organism: Lactuca sativa (garden lettuce)
Lineage: Eukaryota; Viridiplantae; Streptophyta; Magnoliopsida; Asterales; Asteraceae
Product: protein SPIRAL1-like 2
Biological process (GO): cortical microtubule organization
Cellular component (GO): cortical microtubule, transverse to long axis
Source: RefSeq, a predicted model, not a curated record
UCAUACCCAAUAAACACGAAUAAAGUAACGAAUCAGGGUCCGGUCUAAAUUGAAGCUGGAUAGAUUUGAGCGGCGGAAGGUCGCAAUAUAUAACACCGACAACAGUUGUUCUCCACUAUUUUUCGCUUCGAUCCAGAUCUGAUCCGUAACGCACACCGAGAUCAUGGGCCGUGGUGUCAGUAGUGGCGGAGGACAGAGUUCACUCGACUACCUGUUCGGAAGCGGAGAGCCAAAGCCCACCACAGCCAGGACAGAACCGGUGGAUGCAGCUCCGGUGAACCAUGUUCAUGUUGCCGCCGCCACCAAUGAGCCACCUCCGAAGCCUACAGCCACCGUGCCUCAGCCAGAUAUCACAAAACAGAUUCCGGCAGGGAUUCAGGGUAGCCAGAAAAACAACUAUUUCCGAGCUGAAGGACAGAACACUGGAAACUUUCUUACGGAUCGACCUUCAACCAAGGUUCAUGCAGCACCAGGUGGUGGAUCUUCUUUGGGAUACCUGUUUGGUGAUGGUAGCAAUGGCAAAUGACAUACCAAUUACCACCAUUGAUUCUUAGAAGAUAAGAGGUAAGAAGUGUGGUUUGAUGUCAAUGUAGACCUUAGUUAUGGUUAAACCAAAUCCUGCUUUCCAUUUCUUGGUACUUGUUGACUUCAGAUUUGUAAUAUAUUUCUCCAUCAUUCCAAUC